This is a messenger RNA of Penicillium lagena, 201 nucleotides long. RefSeq lists its product as uncharacterized. The record is from RefSeq and is a predicted model, not a curated record. Lineage: Eukaryota; Fungi; Ascomycota; Eurotiomycetes; Eurotiales; Aspergillaceae. Bases 1 to 201 code for a protein of 66 amino acids. The transcript has a single exon.
AUGGGCCUAAUCAGCGGCGAGGCCGACUUCAAUGUUUGCUUGGGCAAAGUGCUCCUAGCACUUAGACGCAUGUACCUUCUCGUGACUAUCAACAUCUUGUGUCUCGUUACGGCGCCAACUGUUAUGGGGAAUCGCCUUAACGCUAAAUCCCCCCCCCGCAACUACGUAACAGGUGCCGAUGGGGAACCCAUACGUCAAUAA